CUCCGGGUCUUUGAGGACAUAGAUUAAGCAGCCGAGCAAUGGCGACUUCGAGGCCAUCUGCUCCUCCUCCGCGCCUCCAGCGGCCCGCGGUGGCGAUGCCUCCCGCUUACAUGCCGCGGCAGACGUCCGCCGCUCUCGCCGCGGCAGCCCAGAAUCAGUUGACGGUGUUGGCGGCCAACAACGUCCGCCUCAGUGCCGUCGCGGAGCGCCUCGAGUUGUAUUUCCGCGGCGGCAUCUCUUUGAGCCCGUCGGACCUCUUCCGUCUCGUCUUCGCCCUCGCUAGAGGUAUUGAUUAUGCCCUCUCAAGCAACGAUAUUCCUGGAAUUGCCAAACGUCUUCCUUCAUUAAUAAAACAGGUCUAUCAACGUCGGAAUGACCCUUCACUUCAGUCAGCCGUUAUGGUGCUAAUGAUUUCUGCUAAGAAUGCUUGUAAGAAUGGAUGGUUUUCUUCUCCAGAUGAAAAUGAACUUCUCUCCAUGGGAAAUGAGCUAUGUAGCAGCUUUUGUAUCUCAAUGAGUGAUACAAGUGAUACUUUUGUCGGCAAUGCUAAAGAUAUAAUUUCCAAGAUUAUACCCAGGUUUUAUCCACAGUUGAAGUUCAGUCGUUUAGUUAUUUCUUUCGAAGCAAAGCCUGGUUAUGAUAUUUUAAUGGCUGAUUUUCACAUAUCAAGGAACAUACCUCCAGAUCAGAAGAUUUGCCUCCUUGUUGUUCAGACAGAUAAUUUAGAUACAUCGUCAUGUAUUAUAAGCCCCCAACAUGUGAGCUUUUUGGUGAAUGGAAAGGGCAUUGAGAGAAGGACAAAUGUUUCCAUGGAUUCAGGACCUCAGUUUCCGACAGAUAUUACUAAAAUGCUAAAAUAUGGAACAAAUAUUAUCCAGGCUAUUGGAUAUUUCAGUGGUAGUUACAUCAUAGCCAUUGCCUUCAUCGGUAGAAUAACUACUCCUGCUGCUCCAACACUGGAGGAUUAUGUUCAUCCUGUGAUUGAAAAAACUGUUUCAGAUUCCGACAUAAUUGAGGGGCCAUCAAGGAUAACACUCAAUUGCCCUAUAAGCUUCAAGCGUAUUAAGAUUCCUGUUAAAGGACAUCUCUGCAAACAUCAUCAGUGUUUUGACUAUGAUAAUUUCAUGGAAAUGAACUUUCGCAAGCCAUCCUGGCGCUGUCCUUGUUGUAACACACCUACUAGUUGUAUUGACCUACGGAUUGAUCAAAAUAUUGUCAAGGUACUGCAAGAGGUAGGGGAGGAUAUUGCUGAUAUUGUAAUUUUUGCUGAUGGAUCAUGGAAGGCGUUUGUUGAACACAAUAAAAGUAUAAAUCAAGUUCAUAAGGUGAGGUCUGGGCAGCAAGAAACUAGCAAUGAGAAUGGGAGUACAUUAACUGGUGUUGUAGAUUUGACUAUGGAAGAAGAUUAUGCAUCCGAUAUAGCGAAGUGUUCAGAAGAAGUUACACCUUCACAUGGAUAUGCAUACAGAGCUGAAAACAUUAUCUGCGAGUUAGAAGACAGGAAACCAUUCAGGGAUAUUGAAGGUCUUCCGGUCUCACUGGAUGCUUCUGGGGCUCCAGUCACCAGUACUCCUAUGAACAUUCUAGCAGCUGUUUACAAUACAGGAGAUGGUAUUUUGCCCUGGAAUUUGCCUUCAGUUUCUAGCUCCACAUCAGGCAGAACAGGUGGUGGCAAUGCUAAUGCACUGGGAACCUUGGAAUCACUUGUCCCUAAUGUUGUGCUGAAUCCUAUUCAAACUGAUGCUGUUUCUCCAGCACUUAAUAGGGUUUUAACAGGUCUUGAACUUUCACAGUCUACACCAACUUUUCAGCAAGCAUCACAAGGGAUGCCGCUUGCUGAAAAUUUGCAAUUACAGCCAUUGCAUUUGGCAGGUUCAAUUAUUACCAAUGAAGCAGGGAGACCUCCUAUACCUAGACAUGUUAGUAGGACCCCAAUAGCAGUACAAGCACUUCCUGCACAAACACAACCACCCAGUUCAUCUCGAAGAGUGCAUAUAGGUUCAUCAAAUUCCAAUUCUAUGAUCAACAGUAUUACUUCUAUAUCUCACCAAGCAUUUUCUCCAACAACUAUGGCCAGUGGACUUAGUUCAGUUAGCAGUCAGAUGCAAAUCGAGCAACACUCCAGGACUUCCAACAUGGCUUCGGUACCAUCACAGUUGCAUUCCAUAACUCCGGAACCCCACCAACAUAGUAACUCAGCAUUGCAGCGGGUUGUUGGUGUUCCAGCACCUAGCCUGGUUGGCACUUCAGCUCCACAAGGCCAGUUAAGAGUGGCAGAUCCUUACAGAGCAACAGUCCACUCUCCCUCAGACUACCAAAAUCCCCAACAGCUACUAUAUCAAAGGGGACAUCAUUCUGCAAAUCUGUCAAGUAUUUCGUGGCCUUCUCGUAAUCCUUCGAGUCAGGUGCUGCAAACAUCACGGAGUCCUGUGUUUCCAACAGCUGCGGGACCUAGUCUUAGCAUACGAUCAUCUGCCGAACUUGCGGCACAGGCGGCCACAGCACAAACAGGAGCAGCAAGAAUUCCUGUCAUGACCAGAGUGCCGUCUUUUCCCACAGUCGUCGACAUGGAUGGGACACUGCCUUCAUCAGGAUCUCAUGGGGCGUCUGAACUUCCAUAUGAGCGCAAUUGGCAGCCAACGGGGCGCAUGAGAGGUAGUCUAACUGGCAGUGCCUACGACGCUGCCCUUAGUCAGUACUUGGUUGCUCCUACACAACCAGCACAAUCACGACCGCCACCUUCCUCAGUUGAUGGUUCUACUGACCAGCUUCUGGUGUCACCUGUUAACUCUCUCAAUGUUCAAGCACCUAUAAUACAGCACGUCAGUACAAGACGUGCUGAUUCAAAUGACCAAUCGACAGGUUCAUAUGGCCUAUGACAUCGGUAUUCCAUCGACUCAUUAGCGAGUGGAGAUAAGAACGCCAUCUACAGGCAACAGUCUUUGCAAGUGACUUGAAGAAGGGUGAAUGCCAUUUUAUUCUCUCUCUCGAGCAGCAAGAACGACUGCACGAGCACGAGAAGAACCGUGUGACGUUUGUUAAAUUACAUACACAAAUGUCUCGAGUUGAAAUCUAUGUAUGUCCUUUUGUUACCCGUCUUGAGAAAAGAGGAGCAUCUUUUACUGUAUCGCAACCCUCUUUUUGCUGUGUGGUGCCCUCCCCUUUUCUUUUCCCGUAAACAAGGUUGGUUGUGUACCUUUCAAACUAUUAUCGAUCAGAAGAGCACUCA
Musa acuminata subsp. malaccensis (wild Malaysian banana) is the source of this 3229-nucleotide messenger RNA. RefSeq lists its product as uncharacterized. Lineage: Eukaryota; Viridiplantae; Streptophyta; Magnoliopsida; Zingiberales; Musaceae. Gene Ontology annotation, biological process: protein sumoylation. Gene Ontology annotation, molecular function: zinc ion binding; SUMO ligase activity. Gene Ontology annotation, cellular component: chromatin. The record is from RefSeq and is a predicted model, not a curated record.